This is a messenger RNA of Penicillium vulpinum, 2070 nucleotides long. It is a transcript of the gene fos-1, whose product is annotated as sensor histidine kinase/response regulator Fos-1/TcsA. The transcript has 2 exons. Lineage: Eukaryota; Fungi; Ascomycota; Eurotiomycetes; Eurotiales; Aspergillaceae. The coding region runs from base 1 to 2070 and encodes 689 amino acids. The record is from RefSeq and is a predicted model, not a curated record. Gene Ontology annotation, biological process: phosphorelay signal transduction system; phosphorylation. Gene Ontology annotation, molecular function: phosphorelay sensor kinase activity.
AUGCCUGUGGACCAGAUGCUCCACCUGAGUAUCGCAGACUAUCCCAUGAACAAUGUCAUGGUCAUCACUCCUCCGGCGGAGAAUGACUUGAAUCUUGAGAACAAGAGCCUCCAACAGCCUAUUGCGACCGGGUCGUUAAGCCGCAUCUAUCGAUUUACACCCAAGCCCACUCUCGUAUUAGACGGCACCCUACGCAUCGUCGAAGUAUCUAACAGUCAUGUGGAAGUCUUCAAGCGUCCACGAGACCAACUGUUGGCAGCGAGUGUCUACAAUCUUCCCCCUUCCAUCCUACCGGCCCCCGACAUCGCCUCCCUGAGUGGUGCCCUCGGCACUGCUAUAUCAACUCGCGAAGUGCAGGUCAUUAAGCGUGUUCACGUGGCGCAAAUCGACGCCUUCUUUUCACUCACCGUGAUCCCCAUCUUUGAAGAUGACUCCUUGAUCUACUUACUCCUGGAGGCCCAACGCACCAAACACGAACGGAACAGGUCGGAUUCUAUCAGUGAACAAAUUUAUCUUAACGAAACCUACAAAAUCCUGGUUGACACGGUGAGGGAUUAUGCCAUUUUCAUGUUAGAUGCGCACGGUCAUAUUGCGACUUGGAAUUCUGGCGCUGCGAUUUUGAAGGGUUACACAUCAUCCGAAAUCAUCGGCCAACAUUUCUCCAUCUUUUACGGUCGCGAUGACCGCGAAAUGAAUAAGCCCGCCCGAGAGCUGGAGGUCUGUUUACAAGAAGGAAAAGUUGAGGAUGAGGGCUGGCGUUACCACAAGGAUGGCACCCGGUUUUGGGCCAAUGUCAUGAUCACCGCCAUCCAUCAGAAUGGUAGCCAUGUGGGAUUCGUGAAAGUUACCCGCGACCUGACCGAACGUCGGGCGGCGGAGGCCCGCUUAAUUGACGCUUUUGAAGAAUCUGCCAAGCUGAAGUCUGACUUCUUGGCCAACAUGUCUCACGAAUUGCGCACCCCAAUGAACGGAAUGCUCUUGGCUUUGACGAUGCUGCUGAGGACCGAGCUGACUGAUGAGCAGCGGGAAUUCGCCUGCAUCCUUGAAGACUCAACCUCUAUCUUGCUGCAGGUAAUUAACGAUGUGCUCGAUUAUUCUAAGCUAUCGUCGGGAACCUUCCCCUUGAACCCAGACGUUGUCAACAUCCCCGACGUGAUCUCUGCCGUGAUUCGAAAUUGUCAGUCGGCGCUCAAGCCUGGUGUUCAGAUCAUGGGAGGUGUUAGCGAGGGAUUUCCUACAAACCUCAAGGGUGACCCGCUACGAUUCCGCCAAGUUCUGCAAAAUCUGGUCACCAACGCAGUCAAGUUCACUGAGAGUGGUUAUGUUCGUGUUCAUUCCACUUAUGCCAUCGAUGACAAGGACCCUGAAAUGUAUGUGAUUUCUACACAGGUAGUGGAUACUGGUAUCGGCGUACCUGAAGAUGCCGCAAGUAUUCUCUUCACUCCCUUCACGCGAUUUGCGGACACGGCCGCAAAAAGAUACCAAGGCACUGGCCUUGGUCUAUCGAUCUGCAAGAGCCUGGCUGAAUUGAUGGAUGGAGCAGUUGGAUUCCAUGCCAACCCCGACGGACCAGGAAGUGUGUUCUGGAUGACAGCUAAGAUGGCUCGUUUUACCUCACCAGUAUCUCCAAUGAAGCAGAGGCUGCCACCGGCUACACCCGAGGCGUUGGAUAAUUCCGCGUCACUUCAGAAAGUCGCCCCACACAAACAUGUUCUCCUAGUCGAAGACAACAAGGUCAACCAACUUAUUAUGUUGAAACUUCUCAGCAGCCUGGGUUUCAAGCGCGUCGAUGCUGCCUGGGAUGGAGCGGAAGCAGUGCGGAUGGUCAAACAGAAGCCUUUGGCCUAUAAUGUGAUCUUGAUGGACAUCAACAUGCCGGUCAUGGACGGAUUGACUGCUACAGAGCACAUUCGACGGAUGAAACUCGAUGUGCCUAUCCUUGCAUUGACGGGCAAUGCUCUUAAGGGAGACGCUGAGAUGUAUCUGGCCAAGGGGAUGGACGAUUACAUCGCUAAGCCCUUGCAUCGGCAGCAGCUGGUGGAUUUAUUAUGGAAGUGGUGCGGAUCCUGA